AUGAGACAACAGCUGAUAAACAGUUUGCAUGCAUCUGCUAAAAGAUUAUACCAUUUCUUACAAGGAUGUCUUAGUAUGUUGAUUCUGCACUUCUUGAAUGAGUUUAUGGAAUUGAGUUGUGGUGCAGGAGACUUUGAGGUAAAGGUCCAAUCCCUGGUUGCCUCAAAUGCAGGGGAAAAAAUUGCAAUGUGUUUGAUACAAGCUUUGGUAUUUGAUGCUAAUUUUGGUAGUAAAUGUGAAAAUAUUGCACAGGGUAUGAUGUAUGAGGACCCACAGAGGCAGGAGGCUGCUCGAAAGACAGUACCAACUGAUAAGCUUGAGGAGAAAGCAUUGAUUUCAUUGGCCAGGGAGGGAAACUUUGAGCCAACAAAAAAUGAACAAGACCAUGCUUUCUUGCUGCAGCUUUUAUUCUGGUUUAAGCAAUCAUUCAGGUGGGUAAAUGAGCCUCCCUGUGAUAGUUGUGGUAAUGAAACUAGAAAUGAGGGCAUGGGCACUGCAAAUCCUUCAGAACUGCAAUAUGGUGCUUCAAGGGUUGAACUUUAUCGCUCCUGGAAACAAGGAAGGGGCGCUGUGGGGAGUGGGCCAAUUGCUUCACACUCUAUUGUCGAGCUUUUGGUUAUGAAUCACGCUUGGUAAUAUUUUUGCCCCUUUUUUCCAGAGUAAAUCUACUAAAUAAAAUGUCCAUUUCUAUGUAAGUGUUGAGA
Ipomoea triloba (trilobed morning glory) is the source of this 704-nucleotide messenger RNA. RefSeq lists its product as uncharacterized. The transcript has 9 exons. The coding region runs from base 1 to 636 and encodes 211 amino acids. NCBI's taxonomy places the organism in Eukaryota, Viridiplantae, Streptophyta, Magnoliopsida, Solanales, Convolvulaceae. The record is from RefSeq and is a predicted model, not a curated record.